Messenger RNA from Fraxinus pennsylvanica, 2778 nucleotides. NCBI's taxonomy places the organism in Eukaryota, Viridiplantae, Streptophyta, Magnoliopsida, Lamiales, Oleaceae. The record is from the annotation of a GenBank genome assembly.
AUGUUUUCAUGGAGAAUUUUGCUACUGUUCUUACUUCUUUGCAUUCUUGGAAUCGAUGUAGCAUUCAGUACUUCAGCCAAAAUUGGCAAAGGCUACCAUUUGAUUUCAAUUGAAAAUGCCCCCAAUGGCGGCCUUGUAGGGCUUCUUCAAGCCAAGCAGAAAAAUAAUAUCUAUGGUCCUGAUAUUCCUCUCCUGCAGCUCUAUGUUAAGCAUGAAACGGGUACCCGUUUAAGGGUUCACAUUACUGAUGCAAAAAAGCAAAGAUGGGAGGUUCCUUACGAUCUUUUACCAAGAGAAAAGCCUCCUACAGUGAAACAAACGUCUGGUAGAUCUCUACAGAAUUCAUACACACCAAAAGCUAAAGAAUAUGCAGGAAGUGAGCUAAUAUUUAGCUACACAAUAGAUCCUUUCACUUUUUCUGUAAAAAGAAAAUCAAACGGUCAGACCCUUUUUGAUUCUAGAUCAGAAGAAUCAGACCCUUAUAGUGAUUUGGUAUUUAAAGAUCAGUAUCUUGAGAUUUCCACAAAAUUGCCUAAAGAUGCUUCACUCUAUGGUUUGGGAGAAAACACACAGCCCCAUGGGAUCAAAUUGUAUCCAAAUGAUCCUUACACUUUGUACACUACUGACAUCUCAGCCAUAAAUCUAAAUGCUGAUUUAUAUGGUUCUCACCCGGUGUACAUGGACCUGAGGAAUGUGAAUGGUGAGGCCUCUGCCCAUGCUGUUCUGUUGUUGAACAGCAAUGGGAUGGAUGUGUUUUACAGAGGGAAUUCUUUGACAUAUAAAGUGAUUGGAGGUGUUUUUGAUUUUUCAUUCUUUUCUGGUCCUACACCCCUCUCUGUAGUUGAUCAGUAUACAGCUUUCAUAGGCAGGCCAGCUGCAAUGCCCUACUGGGCUUUUGGUUUCCAUCAAUGCAGAUGGGGUUACCAUAAUUUAUCAGUAGUUGAAGACGUGGUCGAGAGUUAUAAGAAGGCUAAAAUUCCACUAGAUGUUAUAUGGAAUGAUGAUGAUCACAUGGAUGGACACAAGGAUUUCACCCUUAACCCGACCAACUACCCUCGUCCAAAACUGUUGGCAUUCUUAGACAAAAUUCAUGCUCGAGGCAUGAAGUACAUUGUCAUCAUAGAUCCUGGAAUUGGUGUCAACAAGAGUUAUGGUGUCUACCAAAGGGGCCUAGCCAAUGAUGUCUUCAUUAAGUAUGAAGGUAAGCCGUACCUUGCCCAAGUCUGGCCAGGAGCGCUUAACUUCCCGGACUACCUUAACCCAAAAACUGUUGAAUGGUGGGGUGAUGAAAUCCGUCGUUUCCAUGAACUUGUACCUGUGGAUGGUUUAUGGAUUGACAUGAACGAAGCUUCCAACUUCUGUAAUGGUCUUUGUACACUCCCGGAAGGCAGGAUUUGUCCCAAUGGAACCGGUCCUGGUUGGAUAUGCUGCCUCGACUGCAAGAACGUAACAGCAACCAAAUGGGACGAUCCACCUUACAAGAUAAAUGCUUCUGGAAUACAGGCACCAGUUGGGUACAAAACCAUAGCCACUAGUGCCUAUCACUAUAAUGGUGUACUAGAAUAUGAUGCCCACAGUAUUUAUGGUUUUUCACAAUCAGUUGCAACGCAUAAAGCUCUUCAAGGGCUACAGGGAAAACGCCCAUUUAUACUAUCACGAUCGACAUUUGUUGGCUCAGGCCACUAUGCUGCACACUGGACAGGGGAUAAUAAGGGAACGUGGAAGGACUUGAAGUACUCAAUUUCUACAAUGCUGAAUUUUGGAAUCUUUGGGGUUCCUAUGGUGGGUUCAGAUAUAUGUGGAUUCUAUCCAGCACCUACAGAAGAACUCUGCAACCGUUGGAUUGAACUGGGCGCAUUCUACCCCUUCUCGAGGGAUCAUGCAAACUACUACUCUCCAAGGCAGGAGCUUUACCAGUGGAAAUCAGUGGCUAUUUCUGCUAGGAAUGCUUUAGGAAUGAGAUAUAAGCUUCUUCCAUAUCUGUACACAUUGAACUAUGAGGCGCAUACUACAGGAGCGCCAAUUGCUCGACCACUAUUUUUCACUUUUACGAAUGAGACGAGAAGCUAUGGAUUGAGCACCCAAUUCCUGCUUGGCAGCAGUCUAAUGGUGUCUCCCGUGCUAACGAAGGGCAAAAGUGAGCUCAAAGUGCUCUUCCCCCCGGGGAGUUGGUACAACAUAUUUGAUAUGACACAAGUCAUUGUAUCAAAAGAAUCGCAUUUCCUCACACUCGAUGCACCUCUUCAUGUGAUUAAUGUGCAUUUGUAUCAAAAUGCCAUAAUCCCAAUGCAGCAGGGAGGAUUGAUAUCUAAAGAAGCAAGAAUGACUCCUUUUACCCUCAUUGUAACAUUCCCACUUGGAGCACAUUCAGGAGAAGCCAAAGGGAAUCUAUUCCUUGAUGAGGACGAGCUCCCAGAAAUGAAACUCGGAAAUGGUUAUUCGACUUACGUUGAUCUCCAUGCAACAGUCAGCAAGGGAAUGGUGAAGGUUUGGUCAGAUGUUCAAGAGAACAAGUUUGCAUUGGAGAAAGGUUGGAUCAUUGAAAAGGUAACAGUACUGGGUUUGAAAGGAACCGGAGGUUCCAUUGAAAUCAACAUUGACGGAAAUCCAGUCGAUGAUAUCUCCAAGGUGGAGUUUAGCGCUGCAGAACACAAGUAUCCAAAUAAACUCGAAGAGGGUAGUGAUAAAAUGAAGAGUGUGAUGGUGGAUGUUAAAGGCCUAGAAUUGCCUGUUGGGAAGAAAUUUGCUAUAUCCUGGAAAAUGGGAAUCGAAGCUUGA